AGCGUUUGGUGUGUUACACUUGUUUAAAUUGCUGCGAAUACUACAGUAGAAGAGAAAACUUCGAGUUUAGUUAACGUGCGCCUAUUUACGCAUUUAAAUCGUCAAUUAGAGAGGCUUUCAUUAAUCCUCGCUUACUAGUUGAACUUGUUUCUGUGGAGAAGAGGAGCUAUGGAUUUGGUGCGUCUGGUGUGUUUGGCUCUGAGCAUCUGCGCUUGGUUCGCCUCUGCGGAGAGACACAGCGUCUACUGGAACAGCUCAAACCCAAACUUCCUGUGGGAUGAGUACACAGUGGAAGUGCGUAUCAACGACUAUCUGGACAUCAUCUGCCCCCAUUACGCCCACGGCGAGGUGUCAUCACAUGCAGCUGAGCGCUAUGUGCUGUACAUGGUGGAGAAGGAGGACUACGAGGUGUGUAAACCUCAUUCCUUCGACCAGCUCCGUUGGGAGUGCUCGCGGCCCUUUGCUCCCCAUGCUCCUGAAAAAUUCUCUGAGAAGUUCCAGCGCUUCACGCCCUUCACCUUGGGCAAGGAGUUCAAACAGGGAGAGAGCUAUUAUUAUAUCUCCAAGCCAAUGCAUCACCAUGGCGAGGAUUGCCUGAGGCUGAGAGUGGAUGUUGUCGGGCAUAAAGGCUCUGGAAAGAACCAUCUAGACAAAUCCAAGGCAGAGGAGACAGGGAAAAGCUUGGAUGGAGGAAAAGUGAAGUUUCCUGCUGCUGGAGGAGUGCAUAACCCCUCUAACCGGCUCCCAGCAGACGAUCCUGCUGUGAUGGAGCCAAAUGUUCAGAGGAGUAUCGGCAGUUCAGGAACACAGCUGGACUCCUUGUCAGUCGUCUUUACCACAAUCUCAGUCUUGUUAUCCCUGAUGCUACACUAAGGCUUGCUGGGACACCAUAACAGAGACAAUGCUAUAACCUAAUGCUGGUCAUUGGGACCAUGAACACUCAGAGAUUUUUUUAUGCAGAUUUUUUAUACGAGCAUGGACAGAGCUGUUGUUGCGUGUUUGUGUGUUUGAUGUGUUUGUUUGCGUGAAUGUGGAACGUUGAUCGUUCCAAAGAAGAGGACCUCAAAGAUGUUUUUUUUAUUACUUUAUUAAAAGGAUGGCGAUUCUCA
Thunnus maccoyii (southern bluefin tuna) is the source of this 1109-nucleotide messenger RNA. It is a transcript of the gene efna1b, whose product is annotated as ephrin-A1b. Gene Ontology annotation, biological process: axon guidance; ephrin receptor signaling pathway. Lineage: Eukaryota; Metazoa; Chordata; Actinopteri; Scombriformes; Scombridae. Bases 169 to 873 code for a protein of 234 amino acids. The transcript is spliced from 4 exons. The record is from RefSeq and is a predicted model, not a curated record. Gene Ontology annotation, cellular component: plasma membrane. Gene Ontology annotation, molecular function: ephrin receptor binding.